AUGUAUGACGAUAGAAGGAACAAUUACAAAUAUCCAAGAUCACAACAUAGCAGCUCUUCAUCAAGCUAUGUUUCCAGCACGUUCAAUCAACCAAGUCCUUCAUCUUCUGCAACUUCAACUUCAAGUAGCGUUCGAACGCCCCCUGAUUUGUUAUUGAAUGGAGCAACAUUAGCAAAAGAUUUGACACAUUCAGCAAAGAACGCAGCACUUUUAUCAUCAAAGCAACCGAUACAAUCUGUGCAAAAGUAUAACUCUGCAACAACAGGUUACCAAACUAAACAACAAGACCGUGCAAAAGAGACACGCUAUAUGACUAUUGCACAAAUGCAGGACCGCUUAAAGAUUCUAUCGAAAGUGACUGGAUCGCCAACUGUCAAGCCAGAUAUUCCUUCGCCUCCGUCCAGUGUAGGCUUAAAGGGUAAACAAGUCGCCCGUGAAGCAUCAUUUUCUCCGCAUAGAGCGUCUUUAAGUCAAAAGAGGAAAGCGGAAGAUAGACCGAGUGAAUCAUCACCUGAAGCACAAAGACCAAGACGAAUGUCACGAACGAUGAAUGAGUCAAGCUCAUCAUCUUUGUUGUCAAGCUUUGAGCCUUUAUCGUUGCCUCGGGUGCGAGAAUGGAGUAAAGAACAAUAUAUCGAUACUGCUGCUGCAUACCGUCAUAGAGGAAGAGAAUUGAAACAUAGAGGAGAUAGAAGAUUACGAGAAUCAUCUACGAAUUAUACUUCGCCCAUCAAUGAAGCUUCGAUUGCCGGAUUGGAACAAACGGAUGCAUUGCUGUUCUACGUUUAUGGAUUUUGGUGCGAUGAUCAAGGCAGAGGGACAUGUAUAACGGAAAAUUGGAACAGUUUGUUCGGGUUGUUGAAGUAUGUUUAUCUUCGUCAUGAGAAGAACAAGGCGACUGUUCUUGCAGGCUUGUGUCGAUUGCUGGAAUCAAGCGUUUUACGACACAUUGCCGGACAUGAGAUGAGAAUGUUGACGCAUAGACUUGGCAAAGCAUCCUCAUCGAUUGAUCCGACGUCGAAAGAAGAAAUGGUUGAAUUGUCUGGUUUAAUGCAAAAAGUUGUUGGAGAUCAAGAAAGAUCGAAUCGAUUACAUGCACAAGCACGUCAAAGUGUUUUGAACAUGACUGUUCUUCAACAACAUUGUCCUGCUUUGGCACGGUUUUGUGAAAAGAGUAUGCAAAGCCCGUUAUGGGCAUCAUCCGAUCAAGCACAAUUGGCUACGAGGUUGGAUCCAUGUUCCGAUUCGGCGAGUGAACCUGGCUUGGCAGCCUCAAGCACGAAUGGAUGGUGUUGGCCAAUGGACGUUUCUUCACCCUUCCCGAUGCUUGUUUGUUUUGGUAGAGCGGUUUUACGCGAAGUAGCAAGAGAAGCUCGGGUUGCGUUUGAAACCGAAUCAGUUGCGAUUUGA
Molecule: messenger RNA, 1410 nt
Organism: Meira miltonrushii
Lineage: Eukaryota; Fungi; Basidiomycota; Exobasidiomycetes; Exobasidiales; Brachybasidiaceae
Exons: 1
Coding region: 1-1410 (469 amino acids)
Source: RefSeq, a predicted model, not a curated record